Messenger RNA from Haemonchus placei, 642 nucleotides. Lineage: Eukaryota; Metazoa; Nematoda; Chromadorea; Rhabditida; Trichostrongylidae. The record is from the annotation of a GenBank genome assembly.
AUGCCACAUAGCAUGCGAACGGCUAUUAUUGACGCGGUGUCCAAAUUUCAAAACUACACCUUCAUAUGGAAGAUCGAUGAGAUCGACAAAGUGCCGGAAAUGCCGAAUCUUUUCACAAGCAGUUGGCUACCACAAGCCGCCCUUCUUGGGCAUCCGAAAUUGCGCUGUUUCGUGUCUCACGGAGGACUGAAUAGUGUACUGGAAUUAGCGAGAAACGGCAAACCGUCGAUUCUCAUUCCACUAUAUGGUGAUCAGCACAGAAACGCAAAACUUGUCGAACGCAGAGGUUCAGCAAUUGUGAUCUACAAAGAGCACUUAACAAGCGAAAACCUAAUCAAAAGCCUUCAGACCAUUUUAGAAGAUGACAUAUAUCGACAAAAAGCUGAGCGUCUUUCGUCACUAAUGAUUAAGAAACCCUUCAACCUGAAAGAACGUCUUCUGUCAACAGUCGAAUUUUCCGCACUCCAUGGUAAAAUUGAGGAGCUGGACUCGUACAGCUACAAAAUGGGGGUGGUACAGUACUUCUCCUUGGACGUACUAUUCGUUGCUCUUUCUUUGCUCGUGUUACUACUCCCUGCCCUGAUUUAUCUUGUUCGGAAACUUUUGAGAUUUAUGUUUGUUUAUAAGUACAAGGCUCACUGA